UCUAGUCAGUCUUACCCGGCCAUUACAAAUUCAUUAUAUCAAAAAAUAAACUCUGCCAAAACAGGAAAUCAUGCAAGACAAUAAAGUAAAAGCGGAAAUCAGGGAGGGAAUAAAACAGACCAUGAAACAAGUCAUCCAAAGAGGACUUUCUAUAAACAAAACUUUACCUUAUUACUGAAAGAAAUUUUUUCGGUUUUUGUUUCGCGAUAACGCUGCUAACUCUUUGGUUUCUGUGUGUGGGUGUGUUAUCUGCCAUCCUCCCGGGUUUGCCAUAGGGUCAAGGAGAAUUCAUUACUGCUCUUAUGCUCAGGUGAAAAGGAGACGAAAGGGAAGUUACGUACUGUCAAUUACUUAUUCCUCAUUUAUCUCCACGACUUUGCCGUUCGUGCGGAGGGGUAGAACACGCUGAAAGCCUAACGGAAACCUCUCAGAUGGUAGUAUUAUCCAUGAAUGCUGGCAGCGUAAAGCGCUUAACAAAGGCAUGUAGCAUGACGUAUUUAAAGUACUUGAGCCGGAUUAAAAUGGGGUGCUGUUUUAAGUCAGACUUGAAUUAGAAUACAUUUGACGGUCUUUUGAAUUUCUUACAAAGAGCGAAGUAUAGAAUGUUGCGAAAACUAUAGUAUUAACUUCUGUUUACUUGAAAGUACUCGAAAGCGUAAGUGUUGGUUAAAAUUAUCAAGUAAACAACUUUUGGCCGCAAACGGGGGAAAACGUUUGGCUAAAUUGAAGCAACGUGACUUCCAGACAUAUCAACCUUUAAUGAAUUUGAUAGGUCCUUGAUUUGAAAGUGUUUCGUAAGAAAAGCCGAUAGUCAUUCAAGUGUACAAGAAAGAUUAUGAAACUUGUUCGCGAUGACAAGUUAGAGUUUGUACAGAUGCUAUUAAUUGAAAGUUAAUUUUUUAGUUAUUCAGUGUCAUAUCCUUUCUUAGUUAGAAUGACUUCUUAAACUGAAACCUUGGGGCAGUUUAAGACUUUUCCAAUCGAUCUGAUAAUUAAUGAUAUUCAAAGAUAUUGCACUUGCGUGGAAAAACCAGUCAGGCGAAGAGCAGCGGAAAUUAAGACUAUUUAAAGAUAAUCUCUAGACAUUUACAUCUUCAAAACGUUUUAGAGUUGCAAUGGGCUCCUAUCGGAUGAAAAACGAAGGAAGCGUGAAUUUGGGUUUUGGCAGCAGUACCCAGACUUUAGGAAUGGAGUCUGUACAGAGCAGCACAAUUACUUUCUCUAAAGGGAGAAGAAAGCGGUUUCGCUUCAGGCUGUUGGCAAUCGUGUGUGCAUUCCUAUUACUUGCUUGUCUUGCUCUUGCUUCGUAUGUGAUCUUGCUCUCGUUUAGAAAAGAAAAAGAUGCGACCAAAAAUGAGGUGAAAUAUUGUACUUCGUCCACAUGCUUAGAAGUUGCAGCCGCUGUGAAGAAGAGCCUGAACGAUUCCGUGGAUCCGUGUGAAGACUUCUACCAAUACUCCUGUGGCAGUUGGAUCAAGAACAACCCAAUUCCACCAUCAGAAACAAUAACUGCUACUUUUACAGAAGGAGCAAAGAAGAACGAUGAAUUAUUGUUGCUGCUUUUGUUAGAAGAUGACGAGCUUCCAAACGAACAUGCCGUGAAGAAAGCGAAGAACUAUUUCAAAUCCUGCAUGAGUGAUUAUGACGAUAAUAACACCGCCACAGUUGUUGAGUUAAAAAGCCUUAUUCGUCGAUUCGGAUCCUGGCCACUGGAUAUGGCCACUUGGAAUGUCUCAACAUGGAGUCUCACUCACGCUUUAUUGGAAAUCCAUCGUGAUUUUUCUGCUAUGACACCUCUGUUUGCGAUGACUAUAGAUGUGAACCCUUUUAAUUCCUCUGAGUAUAUUCUAAAGUUUGAUCCUCCAUCUUUGAGUCUCCUUCGCGAGCAGUACUUAACAGGGGAUAACAAGACACGGGUGGCAUACUUGAAUUACAUGACCAAGGUAGGGAUGUUGCUUGGCGGUCCUGAAAAUAAUGAAACAAAGCAAAGAAUGGAGAAGGUUUUGGAGUUGGAAGGAAAGCUUGCACAGAUUAUACCUCCGGCAAGCGAACUGGGGAAAAAUUUCCUGCGCAACAUGAACGUGACGGAAUUGGAGAAUUCGGCACCCGGUUUCGGGUUCACCUGGUUGGGAUUUAUCAACGAUCUGUUAAAGCCGUUCAACGUGUGGCUGAACGCUUCAGACAUAGUCAUGGUCCCUUCGCCAGAGUAUCUUCGGAAUCUCUCCGACGUUGUCAACAAUACUAGCAAAGAGACCCUGGCGAGUUACGUGAUCUGGAGAUUUGUUCAAUCUGUUGUUCCCUACAUGUCCCGUGACUUCCGGUCUGCUUUAUUGGAAUAUCAGAAGGAGACGGUAGGAACCAAAUAUGCCCCUCCUCGAUGGUAUUCGUGCCUUGAGGACGAGAAUGGCUAUUACCAUGGACUGACAUUCGCUUUGGGAUAUAUAUGGAUUUCAAAUGUGUUCGACGUUGAAAUUAUUCCAUUUAUUCAAGACAUGUCAAAAAGGAUAAGGAGUGCAUUUAGAAAUGAAAUGUCCCACCUCGAUUGGAUUGACGACGAAACCCGACGAAAAAUUAAUGAAAAGGAAGAUGCUAUGAAAUUCAACAUUGGUUUUCCGAAGCUCUGUGCUAACGAAACAUUGCUGAACGAGUUUUACAAAGACCUGAACAUCACUGAGAAUAAUUAUCUCAAGAACGUCUUGGAUGUGAUGAUGUGGAAAAAGAGACGGGCCUUAUCAAAAAUUAAGACAGUAGUGGACAAAGACCAAUGGUUCACUGGACCUCAGAAAGUUAACGCAUUUUACCUACGAAGCAGAAACGAGAUAAGUAUUCUCGCAGGAAUUCUUCAGCCUCCAUUUUACUACGGGCGAAAAGCUCCCAGAUCCAUAAACUUUGGUGCGAUUGGAAUGAUUCUAGCACACGAGCUAUCGCACGGAUUCGACGCGGCUGGGAGAAAAUUCAACGAGAACGGAGAGGUUGUUGAAGACUGGUGGAGCAGUUCUUCGUCUCAAGGAUUCAAAGAGAGAUCCGAAUGUAUCGUGGAACAGUACAACAAGUACUCAGUCGAUGUUGGAGAUGGAAAAAGAGAAAACUUGAAUGGUGAAUUGACUUUGAGCGAAAACAUUGCAGACAACGGUGGCAUUCGUAUGGCCUACUCGGGGUAUAAGGACUGGCUUAAGAACAAUGCUCCCGAACCUCAGCUGCCUGGCCUGCAGAUGACUCACGAGCAGCUCUUGUUCUUGAGCUUUAGUCAGUCAUUUUGCGCUGCUAUGACUCCAUCAGCUGCCUUCCGCUUUACAAAGACAAGGGUGCACUCAAUACCAAGCUACAGGAUUAUAGGCUCGUUGUCAAAUAUGGAGGAAUUUUCUGAAGCAUUUAAGUGUCCCACUGGUCGAAGAAUGAAUCCCGAGAAGAAAUGUAAACUAUGGUGAAUCACAGACAUAACGCAUCUGUAUUUAACACGUUCUAGCAGCUGUUGGAGAUACUUAUUCUGGUUUUUACCUCUCUCAAUUCUUAACACAGAUACGGCUGAAUAUUAUUAACCGUCGUCGUAUCUCCACACCAAAUAUAUCCUUAAAUAUCUUCUACAAUGAAAAGAGAUUCCAGUUAAGGGAAAAUUCUACUCGCGGCGUAUGCAAUUAAUAUCAAAAUACGUCAGCACUUUGAUCACUUCUACCAAUUGCAAAACAAAGACGUUAACUAGGAAAGAUACCAUAUAUUUUUUUUUCUUAGAAAAAAGUUAGUGUUACAACAAUUCUGACCGUAUAUCUCUGAGACAAUUUUAACGUAUCCUGAUUCAUAUACACGUUUUAGAUGUAAUUUAGUUCUUAAGUGAAGAUUUAAAUGACAUAUUAUAACAUGAAAAACGUACCUCGUGCUCAAACUUAGAAUUGUAUUUUUUGACGUGUAAGACUAGUUUGAAGAAAAUGUCAGCCCAUUUUAGUCAUCCAUGCAAAAGCCACCAAAAAUAGCAGGACAGAGGAUGGAUUUUUGUGUUUCUCUGGGUCCAGCGCAUCACUGCUCCAAAACCGAAAGGGAUGGGGAAUAAUAUUCUCCUUAAAAAUUGCAGUGAAUUUCGCAUGUUAAUUCAUUUGCCAUGCGAUAGUUGCAUGAUAAAAAUGAGAUGUAAAUAUUGAAAAUGCUGUUAAAUCAAAUUGCGAAACAAUAAAAAAUUGAGACCCUAAGA
Molecule: messenger RNA, 4183 nt
Organism: Stylophora pistillata
Lineage: Eukaryota; Metazoa; Cnidaria; Anthozoa; Scleractinia; Pocilloporidae
Product: endothelin-converting enzyme homolog
Biological process (GO): protein processing
Cellular component (GO): plasma membrane
Molecular function (GO): metalloendopeptidase activity
Source: RefSeq, a predicted model, not a curated record